Molecule: messenger RNA, 1350 nt
Organism: Penicillium brasilianum
Lineage: Eukaryota; Fungi; Ascomycota; Eurotiomycetes; Eurotiales; Aspergillaceae
Source: the annotation of a GenBank genome assembly
AUGGCCACGCCUCGGCUUCCGUUCCUCUACCCGAGUUUGAUGCGUGCUGUUCGCUCAUGCGAACCGAACACGUAUCGAUCUCUUCAAUAUGCCGGUCUCAAGAAAGGUUUCCAUACUACCCGGCGACAGGGCCAAGAAACCUACCAACGGCGUUACGGACCAGCCGUUGAACCCAGCCUACCACCACCAUUACGGCCGAAGGACAGCCGUUCAACACAGAAUACGGAUGAAAUGUCUGGGAAAGAAACAGUCCCCACAACGGACCAGAACGCUUCAGUGUCAGAAGAGUCGCAACCACAGCCACAACCACAGCAGGAGUCGCAAUCGCCGCAGGAGGAUAUGCAUGCGGGUGGCGCAGAUGCUGCUGCUUCCGCUGCGUCGGAGCAAGCAGCUGCCGAACCGACCAAGCAUCAUGCCACAUUAGAACCCGCGCUGGAUGAAGAAGACUUAGCUACCGAGGCUGAGGCGUCUAAUACUUUCACGCCUCCACCUUCAAUGUCUGCAUCCGGUGACGUGGGGGAGGAGAUGUCGCAGAUGCCGCCAUACAUGAACCGUAGCGCUUUCGAAGAAGUCUACCAUAUGCCCUCCCCGCCCGGCCUCACCCCGACGGAAACGCUAGCAUCACACAAGCCGCCCCACAUGAGCCCGGCGCCAUAUGUACACCAUUUCGAUACCUAUUCCCUUGUGCUUGAUCUAUCAAAGGGUGGAUAUAGCAACGAGCAGUCUAUCACUAUCAUGAAAGCCGUCCGCACCAUUCUUCAGAACAAUCUCGAUUUUGCAAAGCAGAGCUUGACCUCCAAGUCAGAUGUUGAAAACGAGGAGUACCUUUUCAAGGCGGCCUGCUCGGAGCUUCAGCAGUCUUUGCAGACUGCACGGAAUUCCGAAAUUCAGAGACAGCGUGCAUCUAGGACGCAGUUGGAACAUGAAACUGACAUUUUGUCCCAGCGUCUCAACCAGGAGCUGUCGGGUAUGAAGGAUGACAUCAAGGGCAUGUUCAACGACCACAAGAUGGCCACGCGCGAGAACCAGCGCAUCAUCGAUACUAUGGUUCAGGAAUUAAACUACAAGAUCACCGUCUCACUCAACAGCGAUGGCAAGAGCGAAAUCGAAGGCCUGCGUUGGAUUCUGACAAGACGUGCGGCUCUGACGGUCGGCAUUUGUGCCUUCAUGAUCAUCGUCUUCCUCAAAUACUCUUCGGUCCGUAGAGUCCAGGAACCCAAGAUAGCCAAGGAGGUUGAGAAGCCUGUCAAGAAGGAGACCACCACCGAAACUCGGGUUGUCCACGACGCCGGAAUUCAAACCGAGGCAUCAUCCGUGGUCGAGGCACAUCUAGGCGAAUCCUUGGGUUGA